This is a messenger RNA of Desarmillaria tabescens, 2052 nucleotides long. RefSeq lists its product as uncharacterized. Lineage: Eukaryota; Fungi; Basidiomycota; Agaricomycetes; Agaricales; Physalacriaceae. The annotation marks the transcript as partial. The transcript is spliced from 2 exons. Gene Ontology annotation, molecular function: nucleic acid binding; zinc ion binding. The record is from RefSeq and is a predicted model, not a curated record.
AAGUCAUCGAGCCCUUCAAUCCUGAAGGCUAGUAGUCUUGGUGGUUUGCGGGGAUGGUCCCCCCCACUAUCAGGUUCUAACAAUGUGAUAGGUAACCCCCACAUUGAUAUGCGGCAUAUGAUUGGUGUUGCACAGAAUGCCAUGCGAGGCAGCAAGCAUCAGGAAACACCCAACGUUCGGUGUGGACCAGCCUUCGCAGCAGAUCAAGUUGCUCCGAAUAGUUACCUGGGGAGAGCUUUGAAAAAGUCUGUUGGCAGUGCAGAACCGGUUAACACACCUGCCGAUGAGCCUGAUGAUUCUUCUUCUUCUUCAUCCUCUUCUUCGGAUGAUGAGUCUAGCUCUGGGAAUGAGCGCCGUAAGAAGAAGCAUCACAAGAAGAAGAAAUCAUCACGCCGUUCCCGUUCUCAUUCUCGUGACCGAUGGGAGAAGCCAAUCCUGCCAUGUACGUACAAUGGUAGUGAUGACCCGAAGUUAGUUGCAUGUUUUAUUCAGGAAUGUGAUCAGUAUCUGAAGAUGGGAAACGUUAAAGACGAGGACAAGGUUUUUCGGAUUUCUCGUUACCUUGAGGGCAAGGCCCGUGAUUUCUAUGACCAAAGCGUUAGUAUGAAUUACAACGAAUGGGAUUUAACUACCUUCUUCUGGGAGAUGUUUAAUUACUGCUUCCCUCGGGAUUUCCGGGCUAAGGUUCGUCGAAGAAUCAGGCAGUGCUUCCAGGGUGAUCGUGAUGUACGUGCGUAUGCUCAUGAGCUGAAGGGACACUACCAUAUGCUCGGAGAUGAGUCAGAACGUACUCAAGUGCUCCGCUUGUGGUAUGGGUUACGGUGCGAUCUCCGGGAGGAGCUGAGUCAUUGUUUCUACGAUGAGGAAAUCAAUACGUGGCACGAGAUUGUUGAUAUGGCUGAAAUCCUUGACAUCACUCAGCGUAGAGAUGAAGGGAAGUCUCGUGGGGACUAUGAACAUAACCGCCGUGCCAAGAACCGUCGCACCAAUGAGACGACGGAGCGGAAUAAAUGGAACGACAUACCUCGCUCGAAGCAGGAUCAUACUCCCAAACCUGCACGUCAAAGCUUCAAUGACGAACUACGUGAAUUGUCAGGCAUUCCACGUAAAGGGCCUGUUCGUAAUUGGGAAAAGCCUGUUGUGGAUAAAAAGUCCCCCUGGCAUGAGCACAAGUUGGAUAAGAAGCAACGUGAUGAAUACCUGGCUGAAGGGAGGUGUUUCCGUUGUGGAAAGGUCGGACACACCUCACGACAGUGCCCUGAGGGUAAUGCUGUAGCCUCUGGCUCGCGUUCUGGUCCUCCUGGUCGAAGGAAGCCUCCCAUGAUGUCCUCCUCGAAUAUCCAGUUCAAGUUGAAGGAAGCGGAUCGCUUGUCUAAGGCCGCGGAUAGAUCCACUAGCUUCGAACUCAACAGUAUUGGUUUGGAGCUUAAUGACGACGGUGUGGACGACAUAUCUAGUCAUUCGUGGACUCCUACGGAUGCUGAGUUGUGGCUUGACCAGCCCAUGGGCGACAUGCUAGAUGAGUGGUGGACUUGGCGUAUGAAUGCCGAGACCAACUGGCCAGAUACACUUGCAUUAGGUGGUCACGGAGGCAUGGAGGGCGGGAAUCCACGGUUCAGCAUGUACCGUACAAAAGGUGUAAAUUUUGUCUUGUUCGACUCCCUACGAGACGAGCAGGACGAAGUACUGGUACCUGGGAAUGUGGUUCAGUACGGUGACAUGGUUUCUUGGUACAGGUCAUACCUCAUUCAGACGUACUGUAUCCCAUCGGUUGAACUACCUCCUCCCUUGGGGAAGGAUCUAAUGGCCAUGUUCAUUGAGGAAUACCUGGACAAUGGGUUUAACGAUGAGUUCGAUGGUCUAGCAAAAAGAUUUACAGUUUCGUACAAAUCCCCGAACGUUUUCCACGUAAAGGAUCGUGUUCUUGGGCACGAGUUUCGUCUGCCUCGUGUGAUGGCCUUACACCCGAAGUUCCGGCUGUACAACUGGUGGUUGGCACGAGUUCAACGCUGGGAGAAGACACAACUACGUACCUGCUGUUGGUCUGGUUGA